AUGACCUGGCAAGGUUCCGUUUACCAAAUUGACUUUUCCGUCGCGGAUGCUGGAAAGCGUGUGGCUAGCACAAAGCGGCGCAUUCGAUGGCGCUUUGGAUUCCCCAAUCCUUCCGCUUUGGAGCAAGGUGCAACUGGUACCGAAUGCCGUGGUGAAGAACAUGACAUUGUUGUCGUUUGGUCCAUUACUUCGGGAAAGCGUCAAAUCUCAAUGGAUACCAGAGAGGUUCAUUACUCCCACAAUCGUGCUGGCCUCUUGGAUCACACUUGGACAACCAAAGGAAAUCACGUCAUUAAGGUUAUCUGUAACGCGUCUCCUCCCUUGUCUUCCUCGCCUGGAUUUCGUCAAUACGACCUUCUCGUGGAUGGACAAUCCUUUUUCACCAUGCCUAAGGUUUACGAAUUGGGAUUGAAGGGUCCUUCUAACUCUUAUUCUGGACGCGGUAACGGCAGGAGUGCGCCUCCACGCGGUGAUUUGGCAAGGGCAGCUCCAACUACUCGAACCCAGGAAGAAGAGGAUCUCAAGAGAGCCAUUCAGGCGUCAUUGGAUGAAAGUCGGGCGCAUUUGGGAGAACACGCACCACACCAGUCGGCCUCAGUUGCUGGUGCGGAUUUGUUGGGCUUUAGCGAACCUGCAAUGGCUCCUGCUCCACCACCAAUGGAUUCCAAAUCGGUUGCCAGCUUUUACAGUGCACCACCCAUCAACUACAAUUCCAAUCCAGCUCCAUACCAAUCCCCACCACCAUUGCGAACAGCCAACCCAGUCGGUUCACCUGCCAUUCCGCCAAAUCCAGGAGCUUUGGUGCCUGCUGUGGCUCCACAAGGAUACUAUGGAGCUCCACCUCCGCCAUCGACACCACAAUAUGCGGCCCCACCUUCUUUUGCUUCCCCACCGGCAACUGCUCCUCCUCAAUAUGCGGCCCCACCACCUCAACAGCAGCAAUAUGGGGCUCCACCGCCUCAACAGCAGCAAUACGCAGCACCUCCUCCUCAACAGCAGUAUGGGGCUCCUCCAUCCAACAACUUGAUGAAUGCCCAAGUUCAAUCCAAUGACAUUUUUGGCUUGAACUCGGCGCCAGGGGAUGAUCCAUUUGCACCCAAGGCUCCAGGUCCACCCACCCACAAUGAUUUGGCCAACAUGGUGUUGAAUGCCUAUGCUCCUCAACCUCAAACUCCAGGAGCCGCACCAAUGCAAAAUGGACAUUAUGGACCCAAUGGCGGAGUGCCCAACGGGACUUCUCAUCCUGGUACUACAUUGACCAUGAAUCCCAUGGCUCCAGAAGAAGAGGCACCAGCAAAUGACGUGGAUGCUGUUCUGAAGAAAUUGGUCAAUAUCGAUCGCAUCGAUGAACAACCUGAUUACGGACGAAAAUUGACCAUGAUCAAGGAUGAGGAAAAGAAGAAGAAGACUAAGAACGGAAAGAGUGUUCCUCUUCCUCCUGUUGGAUCUGGAAUGAUUGGACAAAAUGCUUCUCUUCAACAAAUUUCGACUGUCAAGGAUACCAACAAACCUGUUCCACAAGGUGUCAUGUCAGCCCCACCACCGGGUGUCUUUUCGCCAGGAGCUGCCCAUGGCGGAGCUCUUGUGGUCCAUGGUCAAGGACCACCUCCACUUCAACAAGCUCGGGGAUUUGGAUUGGGAGCCCAACUGCCGAAUGGAGGCUUUGGACAACAGCAACAACAACAACAAGCACCCAAUGCUUACCAACAACCAGCACAACAACAACGAUAUUACUAA
Cylindrotheca closterium is the source of this 1737-nucleotide messenger RNA. NCBI's taxonomy places the organism in Eukaryota, Bacillariophyta, Bacillariophyceae, Bacillariales, Bacillariaceae. The record is from the annotation of a GenBank genome assembly.